This is a messenger RNA of Elaeis guineensis (African oil palm), 760 nucleotides long. RefSeq lists its product as uncharacterized. Lineage: Eukaryota; Viridiplantae; Streptophyta; Magnoliopsida; Arecales; Arecaceae. The record is from RefSeq and is a predicted model, not a curated record.
AAAAAAAAAAGAGCUUGUGUGUGGGUUAGCGGAGGUGGCUUAGAAAUAAUUUUCUUCUUAAAAAAAAUAAUUUCCUUUUUCACUUUAAUAUGUCGAGGCUUAUGCGCGAAAUCUCGAUCCCACCCGUCGACGUUUGGCUCCCUGCUCUGCCGCCAAGAAACCCUAAACCCUAGCCAUGGCAAAGAACAGGAACAAGAAGAAGAACAGCCAGAAGAAGAACGGCCCCGUCUCCAUGGAUAUCUCUGCAGAGAACUCCAUAGAUGCUCCUCAAGCAAUGGACACAACGGAAGGGAAACCCUCAAAUCCAGCUCUUGGUGCCACCGAUAGAAAGAUCAAGAAAACAGUGCCAGUGAAAAGAUCCAAAAACCUCCGGAAGCUAAAAGGCAUUUCUAGAGCCAUCACAAACAGUGAAAAAUAUGACGAGAAGCUCUCCAAAAACAAAAACAAGAUGGUCAGAGUCCAAUCUGCCAAGUUGUUAUAUGACUAAUGUUGACUGCUUGUUGCAAGAUAUAUUCCAGUGAUGGCCAUUUUAUUAGGACAGAAAGUUUAACGACUUUUUAAAUGAGUACUUUAUGUCAUUUGCCGAGACUUUUGGCAAAGAGAGCCUCUAGUCAUAGCCACACGAAGUUUACCAUUCUUCGUUGUUGCUAGUUUGAUGGUAGUUCAUAUUAUAACAAAUAUGUACUUAAUUGUGGUGGAAAGUUUUGGGUGGCAAUUUACUGCAUAGCUAUUCACAAAUGGGUAAUUAUGAAUAUAGAUC